Messenger RNA from Silurus meridionalis, 3463 nucleotides. RefSeq names its product synuclein, alpha interacting protein. The record is from RefSeq and is a predicted model, not a curated record. The transcript is spliced from 10 exons. Gene Ontology annotation, molecular function: ubiquitin protein ligase binding. The coding region runs from base 166 to 2742 and encodes 858 amino acids. Lineage: Eukaryota; Metazoa; Chordata; Actinopteri; Siluriformes; Siluridae.
CACCCUAGAUAGUGCACUAACUUAACAAGCGGGAACAAUUCUGGAGUCAACCCAUGUCAAAUUCUUGUGCGGCUUGUGAAGUGAAUCAGAAGGAACAGCUGGAAGACGGAGGAAAAACACAGCUUCGGUCUACAAGGGCUACCUGAGACAUAAUGCUGACAGAAAAUGGAUGCUCCUGAAUAUUUGGACCUAGAUGAGAUUGAUUUCACUGAUGAUUUAUCUUACACGUCAAAGAGCAUUCCAGAACUUUGUCGGAGAAAUGAUGGACAAGCAGAAGAGAGACAAGCUCCUGGCAUCAACUGGAGUCGAAGUGCUUCCUCACUUAGUGGAAGUGGAAUCAAACCCACUGGAAUUGCUGAUGUGUACAGCAAAUUCAGACCUGUUAAAAGGGUCUCACCACUUAAGCAUCAACCAGAGGUUUUGGACACUGAGGCUGACAGUAAAAGUCCUGGGCAAAAUGUAGAGCGAAACAGUUCCCCCAAAGGGCUCCAAGCAAGUGUGAGUUCAUGUGAUAUUCAGGCACUCAAGUGCAAGAGUAUUGGUAAUGGAGCACUUUUUGGGGAACUGGAGCAUUAUGACUUAGACAUGGAUGAGAUAUUAGAUGUGCCUUACAUUAAAUCCAGCCAACAAGUGUCCACCCUGCCCAGAGCAGCCUCAGAGAAGCGGACCUCAGGGAGUAGUGCCAAUGAUAGAUGUGUAGGCCUCAAGGCGUCAUCUCUCACUCAUGCUGACAACCUGAGCGGUGGUACACAAUUUUGUGUACUCCCACCUGUUAACUGGUCAGACAUGAGAAAGUCAAAGUCUAUGGAUCCAGACUAUCUCAGGGCACAAACAGCUGGAUAUGACCAUUCACCAGGCUCCCUGCACCGAUCUAAAGCCGAAGCAGACAAGCUAUUAUCAGGCAGACCUUUUCCAGAUACACCAACCCACAAGACUGGCUCAGACCCUUCUGUCAGUCAGCCUUUGUUUCAUAUUCAGGGAGGUUCAGUUGGAAGGCUAGACAACAGCAAUCCUUGGAGCUGUCCAAAAACAUUUGGAGAAUGUGAUGAAGAAACCAAAAAGUCUCAUAAUAUAAUCAACAUUGUCCGGGAGGGCCAGAUAUCACUCUUGCCUCAUUUUGCGACAGAGAACUUGGAACUCAUUCGAGAUGAGGACAAAAACAACCUUCUUCAUAUCUCUGCUGCACAUGGACAUGCAGACUGCCUGCAGCACCUGACUUCCCUCAUGGGAGAGGACUGUCUCAAUGAACGCAACAACCAGCAGCUCACUCCUGCUGGUUUAGGAGUCAAGAAUGGUCACCUGGAGUGUGUACGUUGGAUGGUGAGUGAGACGGAGGCCAUUGCUGAGCUUAGUUGCACACGGGACCACCCAAGUCUUAUCCACUAUGCAGCACAAUACGGUCAGGAAAAAAUCUUAUUGUGGCUACUACAAUUUAUGCAAGAACAAGCGAUCUCACUGGAUGAAGUGGAUCAGAAUGGGAAUAGCGCAGUGCAUGUUGCUGCUCAGUAUGGUCAUCUUGGCUGCCUUCAGACACUGGUGGAAUAUGGCUCAAAUGUCACAGUUAUGAACCAGCAAGGAGAGAGGCCAUCUCAAUGCGCUGAGCGACAGGGUCAUACCACCUGUGCACGCUACCUGGUGGUUGUGGAGACCUGCAUGUCUUUGGCUUCACAGGUGGUCAAGCUCACGAAGCAACUCCAUGAACAGACUACAGCAAGAAUAGCACUCCAGAAUCAAAUGCAGCUGCUAUUGCAGUCCCAGGACCCCAGUGGAAGGCCACAAUCACCCAGUUUGCUUAUUCCUCCAGCUGAGACCUGGCCUGAGAUGACCCUUACUGCAGAGGGUACCCCUGGUGAUGGGCAGUGGGUACUGAGGCAGAAGCAUGUGGAUUCUGCAUCAGUCCUGCGUAAGAUCCUGGGUAAAGAUAUAGCUGAAAGAAUGGGCAGCAGGGAGAAGGCAUUCCAAGAUGAGGCAGUAGAGGGCGCCAGUGGCACAGACUCAGGAAUGGGGCCUGGAGUUGGCCCUCUCCGAGGUAUGGUGGAAAGGCGGGAGCUGAAACUGGCCCGCCUUAGGCAGAUCAUGCAGCGUUCCCUUAGUGAAUCAGACACAGACUCGUAUCCCCCUGAUGAGUCUAAGCAGUCCACAGGCACCUCCAGACCAGAAAGGCCAAGCCAGCUUCCCAUAGCAGAGAGUGAGGAACCGGUUCCUAUACCUGAUAAGAAGCAUACCUCAGCUGCUGAGCGCAAGUUUUCAUUCACGCUCAGGACUUCCAAGUCCGUGGAUGGAUACAAUCCUUCUCCAACAUCAGACAGUGAUCUUGAUCAUGAAACAAAAACAGACUUUUCAGGAGAAAUGACUGAAUUUAACAACGGGCAAAAAGUCACAAGUCCAAAGAGUGCUCUUAAAUCACCAUCCUCUCGUAGGAAAACCUCACAAAAUCUUAAACUCAGAGUGACUUUUGAAGAAGCACCAGUUGUUCAAAAGUCUUCUCAAGCAGGGGAGGUUAAAGUAGCUUCUGGUAAAGAAAAGACUUCAGAAUCAGGGAAACGACCCUUCGGCGCAUUUCGCUCCAUUAUGGAAUCUUUAAGUGGAAAUCAGAAUGGCAACAAUAAUAAUGCUCAAGGUUCAUCUGUCGGCAAGCACUCGCUUUCAAAUUCAGCACAGAGCCCUUCUGGGAAAAAAUCAGAUGCUAAGGCCAGUCCAGGGGGUCUGUCAAAAUGCAAAACCAAGACCAGCGCUGUUUAAGUGCCUUUCGACAAGGGUGCUGAAAAAGCACCACAGAGCCCUAUUUUUCUUAAAGAAAAAAAAAAGACAAAGUGAAAAAAACCUUGAGUGUUUUGCAACAUGAACGACCAACCAAAACACUUGCGUAAAAGCAAUUUUUUUGCAGUCUAAAGCAAACACUUUUUUUUUUUAAUCACUGGUCACUGUAUAUAAUGUAUAACACACAGUUUCACAUGCAUUCUCCAUAUUAUAUAGAUAUGUGAAAUUGUUACAAGUAUUUUUUAACAUCACUGUGAUUUCGUACAAUCAUGAUUUCAUUUUACAGUCGAAUGUUAGUGAGGAUAAAAAGCGUUUUUUUUUUUUUUGUUUUGUUUGUUUGUUUUUGUUUUUUUUUUAAACACAGUUGUGUUUUAAAACCUUAUUGCAAUGCAAACUAUAAAAAAUGGUUUAAUUACUUUUUAUUAUGUCUUAGUGUUAGGAAAUGAAUGAAUAUUUAUGACCACUACGUUUCACUCAUAACAUGCAUUCCAUUGUUGACACUUUUCCAGACUGGACAGUAUUAGAUACAGGAAGUUAAACCUGCUACAUUGUUGGAAAUGGUUUCCUGAUUUUGAUCAAUCACAAUUUAAGUUUUUUUUGUAAUUGUUUUGUCUGUACCAUUUUUCUUUUAAAACAUAUUUAUGAAUUAUAAUUUAAAUAUCGUUUAAAAGAAAAAAAAAAAAACAUUAUUGCAACUAAUGUA